Messenger RNA from Ziziphus jujuba (common jujube), 2165 nucleotides. Its product is annotated as CDT1-like protein b. Gene Ontology annotation, cellular component: nucleus. The transcript is spliced from 8 exons. Bases 399 to 1982 code for a protein of 527 amino acids. Gene Ontology annotation, molecular function: DNA binding; DNA polymerase binding. The record is from RefSeq and is a predicted model, not a curated record. Gene Ontology annotation, biological process: DNA replication checkpoint signaling; mitotic cell cycle; DNA replication preinitiation complex assembly. Lineage: Eukaryota; Viridiplantae; Streptophyta; Magnoliopsida; Rosales; Rhamnaceae.
UUAGUUUUUAAGUGUAUGUUAUGCAUAUUGGCUGGUAUUUUGGCAAACAUGCUUACUGAGUCACUCGCGUAGAUUAGGUGUUUGGUAGGUUUUCGCUUUGGUAAAAAAAAAAAAAAAAACUCAUCAUAGUAGAGGUGCUUCUUAUUCAACAAGUUUUCCCCAAAGUUGAUUACUCUUACUAGACCAAGGCCUCGUUGAAAUUAGGCGCUGAUGCUACUUUUGUGAUCGGCCUCUUUUUGAUUUUUCUCAUAUUUGUGAUGUAUGAAGCUUCAUUUUACAAGAAAUUUUGAGGUUGUUAUGGGUUCCCAAAUAAUGGGUUUUUCUGUUUCUGGAAUUCUAUUGAGGUUCCUUAUUUCAAUAUUUAUCCAAAUUUUUUCCUUUCCGUUUUAUAAUCAAAGAUGGAUAAAAAGAUAGUUGAGGACGGAGUUCAGAAUGUUUCAGAUUUUAACUCUAAAAAGAUUCUUAUCGGUGGUGAGAAGUCAACUGCUCUAUCUCCUGCUCCUGUGAAAAAGCUGGGAAUAAUUGAAAACAAGAUUUUGGAAUCUAAUAAGAUUGCAUGUCAGACCCCUGAGAAGAUAAAUGAGACUUUACACCAUAAAGUCCAGGAAGGAGAAAUCAAAAUUCCAGACAAAUAUAGGAUAAUAGCAGAGCUCUUUGAUUAUAUGAAUUUUUCCUUGAGGUUACUUGGUCUGUUUAAAAGGAUAGCUACUUUUCAAAAUAUUUCUACUCAAGUGGAAGUUCUUUCAAAAAGAAAUUUCUCAUACAAGCAUCUUGCACAGAUGAAAUAUAUAUUUCCUGAAGCCUUCCAGAUAGAGAAGAUUCUCUUACAUGACAAGAAAACUCUAUGCAUGAAGCCUUAUAUGAAGAUAACCUUGCUGUUUGAUGUCGUGGAAGGUCACUGUGAGGUGUCGGAUUUUGUGGCUUUACGCCGAGUUUUUUCUUUGAGGCUUUAUAAAUUUUUUAUGAUGAAUCCUGAGGCUAGUGAUGUUCCAGAGGCUAUAUUGCCAGAGCUUUUUACACAAAGAUGUCAGAUCCCCGUUCCAGCGAAACUGCCUGUGGAUUCUCUUUUAGAAUCUCAACCAACUUCCAUUAGAACUGAGAUUUUUGCAGAAAAAGUCCUUCCAUAUUUCAGUAAAAAUUUCUCUCAGAGUGCUGCUGUUUCUGAAACUGGCAUAUGUUCCGUAUCUAAUAGCAUCUCUGAUGAAGAUAAAUGGACUGGACAGUUGAAGGAAACUCCUGGAACAGGAUCCGAAUCCACCCAUAGGAACCCUGAAGUAGAAAACCAUAAUCAGUGCUCUGUAGGUCCUAGCACAUAUGGAAGCCCUCUGGUCAAGCUUACCUCAUCUGAUGAUAGUUUUAGGACAGAAACACCUGCCCAGUCCAUACCAAGUAGAUUGGUUCCUAGUUGCGAUAACAAGCAGAAGUUGAUAAGCAGUCGGAAACCAACAUCAUGUUUGAAGCCUGCGAAACGAGUUUUGGACUUUUCACACUCGGAAGGUGAUAAAAGUGCAUUGAGUUACAGUGAUGAUGAGUCAAAAUGUUACAAAAGUGUACACCAAGACAUCCCUCGAACUUACGAAGGAUUUUUUGGGGAUGAAAAUGCUAUAGGCUCUUCAUCCUCACUACAAGAGUUAUUGCAAUCACAGAUGGCAGAGAGCUUUUGUUGCCCUAAUGAGGAUUGCAAUCAAACACACGAAUUAAACAGCCAAGAUAGUUCCGGUUGCAUGGGUGACAUGGUUGGUCUAAUUCACUCUAUAUUCAAGUCUGUCAAAUACACUCCAAUUACAAAAGAGGAGCUUGUGCACAAGAUAAUUAUGAAUAAUUUUGAUAUUGUUGACAAAAGAGAAGUUCAGGAGCAUAUUGAUCAUCUUGAAAAGCUUGUUCCAGAUUGGAUAAGAAGGAAGAUGGCCCCUAGUGGAGAUGUUAUGUACAACAUCGAGGAAGUGUCAGAUCUGGACUCAGUUCGAGCAAAAGCUCAUUAGUUCUUAGCAUGCGACAGUCUUGCAACAAUCAAGGGAGUAAACAUGUAGCAAUGUCUUUCUUUUAUCAUAUUCUAUGCUAAAAUAGCAAACUGCAACAUUUAGUUUUUGUUUAUGUUCUAAUUUUUCAAGCAAACUUUUAAUGUACUCCCAGUUGAAAUCAAAGCAAGUUGAUGAUUCUUCUAA